AUGCGCAAAUUUACAAACUUGGAUUUCUCGCCAUCUUGGAAAUUUUCUGCGCUGCCGAACAUCUGUCCAUCAGAGAAAAUUACAUCGAAAUCAACAGAACGCCGCAUUUUAUAUUUGAAUGGAUCCAAGGGUGUCUUGGUACCAACCUGAACAACUUGGUAGAGCCACCGAUCUCUGGACCCAGAUAUUCGACAGCGCAACAUUGACAGAAGAACUGCAAAAUUUUCACGUUGGCGAUAGCAUGAGCAAAGGUGGGACUGGCAGCCCUUCCCCCAACUCUCGGAGCGGUGCGGGCACUCGAACUGCGCCAGAUUACAUUCCUCUUAACGGAGACAACACAUCACAUUCAAGAAAGAAGAAGGGAGCAAACGGCUUUAUAUUUGGUGACAGACAGGAAACUAUCAACAGAAAAAGGAAGGAUAAUCUAGCAAGUACAUACGAUUGGAAUCAUUCUGGAAAAUUAAGAAAUGGGGGAACACCAUGGCGAAUGCCAAGCCAGCGGUACUGCGGAAUCAUUGGAUUGCAUCAUGAGAUAAUUGAUUUCUAUCAUUUUAUGCUCCCUCGUUAUGAGGAGCAUCAUAUGAGGAGAGAAGUAGUGCAGAGAAUACAAGGAAUUGUCAGAUCAAUAUGGCCCAAAGCAAAGGUGGAGAUUUAUGGGAGCACACGAACAAUGCUGUAUCUUCCUACUAGUGACAUUGACUUGGUCCUCUUUGGUGAUAUCGGUGAAAGUCCAUUCUUCAGACUUGGCAAUGAGCUGGAGAAAAGUGGAAUUGCUGAACAAGGAAGCAUCAAAGUUUUGGACAAGGCAUCGGUUCCAAUAGUGAAGUUGACAGAUAAUGUCACCAAAGUUCGUGUUGACAUCAGCUUCAACAUGCAAACAGGGACUGACUGUGCCAAACUUAUUGAGGAGUUUAUCUGUCAGUUUCCUAGCCUGCCUUUCAUGGUGUUUGCGCUGAAGCAAUUCCUUCUUCAAAGAGACCUCAAUGAAGUUUGGACAGGUGGUAUCAGCUCAUACAGCCUCAUCCUCAUGAUUGUCAGUUUCCUCCAGUUGCAUGCACCACCGGAGCCUGAAAACCUUGGAGUACUCCUGAUUGAGUUCUUUGAGCUGUAUGGUAAUAACUUCAACUACUUCAAGACAGGCAUCAGUGUGAACGAUGGAGGUUACUACUUCUCUAAGGAGGAUGCCCAGAGGACUAUGACUCAGGGUUACCGCACAUCUAUGCUAUGUAUCGAGGAUCCACUCAACCCAGGUCAGGACAUCACCAAGAACUCUUAUGGAUUCAUGUCUGUGAAGCAGGCCUUCCACUAUGCCUAUAGGGUUCUAUGUCAAGCUGCAAUACCUCAUAUAGAUCAGGAGGAUGAAACAGACAGUAUCCUUGGUCGUAUCAUCCGCGUGACAGAUGAGGUGGUUGCCUAUCGUCAGUGGGUCCAGCAACAUUGGUAUCAUAAGGUAGCUCACCUUAUACCACCUGCCAUGAUACCAAGCCUACAUUACCUUCAUAUGGUUGCUAUGAAUCAACUACCACUUCCAGACAACACUGCCAUGAGGAUAGACAACCAAAGUAACCAGCAACAACAGCAGCAGCAACAGCAACAAAAGCAAGGCAACAACAAUAACAACCCCACAACUCUGAAUAACAAUAAUUUGAGUGCAAGGACUACCACGCCCACCACAAGUUGUUCCUCCCCUUCCCCGAUUCCUUCGGAGGAAGGGGGCGUGGACAAGAGUGUUACCCUGGCUGGCCAGGGUUUGAAUGAACUCAGGACCGAGUCGACCACCACUACCACAACUGUUACCACCACAAGCACCCCAACUCAGUUGCAGAAACUUGCUGGUCCUGAGCAGGUGCAGCUAUCCCCCGAGAGCCCUCCUGUAAUUGGGAUCCCGACGAGUCCUGAAUCCGAUGUCAACUCAACUGGAACAUUGUCUUCACCUUCCUCACAAGAUGAUCUUUCAAGCUGCAGUGAUGCUGAAUCGGAGCAUUCAUCUGCUUCUUCAAAGGAUAGUGGAGAUAGCAUGAUGAAGAGCCUGCCACUACCCCUGCCUCCUCCUGGACGUCACAUCAAUGCUACAGUAACAGUCACCAGCACCAGUAUGAUGACACCAUCUAUCAUGGUAUCAAGUUCAACAUCACAACGUACAGCUACUCCACCGAUUAUCAAACCAUCGGCAGUGUUGCUAGCAAGUAGUACCAAUACCACCGUCACGGGGGUCGCUUCAAAGCCCAAGCCUUCCAACAAGGACAGCGAUGUGUUGAAGAGCGUGAGCGUCAGCAGCGUAGUGGUCACACACAGGAGUGAAGCGCAGGUUGCGCCAACCACCUCCACCGUAUCCACCACGUCGUCUCCUUCUGUGACGAAGGUGCUCCCGGGCACGACAACGGCCACAAGCAUUCAGCAACCUGUCACUUCAAGGACUUAUCGCAACAAGAGCCACCAGUAUAACUCUCAGCAGCAGCAGAGCAGUGGCAAGUACCGCAGUUCAUCUGCCAGCAGCUCAAACAAUAAUAAUACCACAGGGAAUGGCAGUGCCAGCGGAGGAAAGAGAUUAAAACGCAGGCAUAAACAGAACAGCGCUCCUUCAAAUCGGUGAUCGUUGCUUUAUUACGUAGCAAGACAAUGAACCUACUUGUACAAAUUUCAAAAGGAAAUACUGAUCAAAGAACAUGCAGAAAAUUGAACAACUCUGUAUAUUGUCCUGUAAGGUAGGCAUCCAACUGAAAUGGUAACCAUACUCCAUGUAUUUCUCUUUUUUGUCUAGAAGCUGCUUUUUUAAUCAGUUGGCUGUUUGGAGUUUGUUUUGUUACGUCUGUCCACCAAGUAACCCUGCCGUCUACGUACAUUCAUUAGCGAUUACUUCCACACGUUGCUCGGUGUUUAUUGUCAUGAUGUUCUCAAAAUUUCAAACAUUUUCCUGAAAAAGCAUGUGCCUCCACCUACGACUGAAUAUCUCAUUUCGUUGCCAUUUGCUGAUGCGAAGGCUGUAUUUUAGAAGCCUUAUUGAGAAAAUCUGUUAAGAAAAGAGCUCUCUGGGAAUCUUUAAAGAAAAAAAAAUAACUUGGAAAAAGCUAACAAUCCUGGAAUACCUUUUAAAAAGUUCCACAAGUUUUUUUUUAAUACUGCAUGAUAUUGAUUAUCCAUGUAUCGUUUUCUAAUCGGUCUAUUUCAUGGAUUUUUAUAAGCAUGUUACUUUAACUCUAGCACAUUCUAAAAUUGUCGAGGUGAGGCACCAUUCAUACAACAUGUAAAAGUUUAAUUAACUUAGCAGCUUUACAAUGAAUGCCCUUUACUUGAUAAGAAAGAGAGGUGGAGGAGCCGUGGUGUAGUGGUUCUGACUCUUGCCUGGUAAACAGA
This is a messenger RNA of Lytechinus pictus (painted urchin), 3354 nucleotides long. Its product is annotated as terminal nucleotidyltransferase 4A-like. The transcript is spliced from 10 exons. Gene Ontology annotation, biological process: RNA 3'-end processing. Gene Ontology annotation, cellular component: nucleolus; TRAMP complex. NCBI's taxonomy places the organism in Eukaryota, Metazoa, Echinodermata, Echinoidea, Temnopleuroida, Toxopneustidae. Gene Ontology annotation, molecular function: mRNA binding; poly(A) RNA polymerase activity. The record is from RefSeq and is a predicted model, not a curated record. The coding region runs from base 119 to 2593 and encodes 824 amino acids.